CUUGUUGGCUUGGUUGUCAUCAAGAUCUCUCCUUCUUACAAUUUGGAGGAGCUUGCUUUAUAUUUAUUUAUAUAUAAAGAGCAUUACUAUGCUACGAUGAAAAAAGCGUGUAUGCUUUAUAUCGUUUUGUUAAUGGCAACUACAACAAUGGAACACGCAAUGAGGACUGCAUUGGGACUGCCUAGUCGCGAAGAAAGGAGUGUUCUAGACUACCAGGAUUGUGCAGGAGGUCGAUGUCUACGUGGAAUAGAUGGUGAUACAAUGAUUCAGCCACAACAGCAGGAACAACAGAUGGGGGGCGAACAGCCAAGUGUAGAGGACCUUCUGAUGGAGCCAGGUGCACAUGAGAAACGCCGACUAAGGGCAGAUAUAAGCUGUGCGAAUGGUGCCUGUGAUCAUCGCGGAGGGGGUGGUGGAGGCUCAGGAGACGCGAACAAAGCCAAGGCCUCAAGCAUAGCUCAGAAAGCUGCACAGGAGGCGAAGGCUGCCUCAGAGGCACAGCAGGUUGCAGCACAGCAGGCUUCACAUCAGGUGAAAGUUCAAUUAGCUGAGAAAGCACAGGAGGCAGCUGAGGCGGCAAUGGCAGCUUUGGCAGGAAAACAACAACUUGUUGAUGAACUUGAAAGUGAAGUGCGCGAAGCACAAGAAAUUCUGCAAGAAGAAAAUGCAGCUUUGCAAGCCGCGCAGCAAGAAGCACAGUCGGCUAUGACUUCUGCUCAACAAGCUGAACAGGAACUCAAAGUGCUGAACUCCGCUAUCCAGCUCGAAAAGAGUGCUGUGUCGAAUGCUGAAACAACUGCCCAAGGAGCACAGCAGGAAGUGGUCGAGAAGACUCAGGUCCUGGAUGCAGCUAAACGCCGAAUUGAAGCACUCACAAAUGACUUGAAUAGUGCCCGUGCAGACCUGGCUAAUACCAAGCAAGCAGCAAAUAAAGCAGCGCAGGCUGCCCAAGCUGCCCGUACCAAUGCUGCCAGAAACCGACGUAGAUUGAGAGGAAGCCAAUCAGCUGACUCCAUUAAUGGCCCAGCAGUUUUACAGGUUCAAGGCACUCCACAACAAAUAAGAAGACAUCGAAGGCACUUUUAUCCAGCAAGGGUCUCAUCUGCAGCUUAAGUCAUACUGUACACUAUUUCUUUGUUACAUUAUGGAACUUCAUGCAUGGAGAUUGUCUUUUCUCUGAAAAGUUGAAAACGAUCAGAGAUAUUUACCUUAAUUUUAUACCAUAUAUAUUUGCUACACUUUUAAUGGUACAGGAAUGGUUCUCUUAUCAAGAGGACAUAUCAUAUUUAUCCUGUCUGGUACUUGGAAAUGCAUAAAGAACAACUGAUAUGACUCCAAACUGAGACAGCCAAGCAGUGAACUGGCAGUCUUGGUUUCAGUUGCUUACCAAAGGUGGUGUGUAUAUAAUGAUUAGAUAGAGAUAAAAA
This is a messenger RNA of Schistocerca serialis cubense, 1427 nucleotides long. RefSeq lists its product as uncharacterized. NCBI's taxonomy places the organism in Eukaryota, Metazoa, Arthropoda, Insecta, Orthoptera, Acrididae. The record is from RefSeq and is a predicted model, not a curated record. The transcript has 6 exons. The coding region runs from base 97 to 1113 and encodes 338 amino acids.